UUGGCUCCCAUAAAUUUAGCAUGGUAUUCGGCUGUGUGUGAACGAUGAAGAACCCCGAUAAAAAGAUUUUUCUUUUUCAUUCAGAGUGGGUGCUGUGCUCCUUCAUGUGUGAAGCUCAUGUUGAAACGAUAAUUGCGACAAACCAAAAUAAUGGCACUUUCCCGUCGAAUUCCGAAUAUUUUAGUCGUCUGCGCCGCGGUUAUUUUAGCUCCCUCACUGAGCACAUCUUGUACUGGAACUACACUUGCUCUUGCAGCUGACGCAGUCGCAGUUAGCACGAACAAUGGCGAGCAGGUGCAGGACUCCGACUCGUCACCGCCAGCGCCAACUAAACGCAACAAGCUCGCAUACUUCGAGGAAAAGCUGACAACCAUUCUCGCACAACUUGACACCGAGAUGAGCCGGGAGCUGCUCCAGCCGGAGAGCCGGCUGCAUGACCAGUUGCGAUUUGUAGACAAAGACUCACCGCCCGCAUCUUCAUCGGGGACCACAUCAGAUGAAAAGCGUCCCAUAAAAAUCGGCCACAACCCGCCCUGGCCGCAUUUACAGCUUACCGACUUCGAUCCGAAUUCCAACUAUGGGGUUUGGAGGACGACGAGACAGAAUAUCAACAGCAAAUACGGCUGGGUCUGGAAGAAUGCAACUUGUGAUGCAGAUUUCAGAUAACACAAAGAUCUGUCAUGAUUCGUAGACAGCAAAUGCGGCUCAGAACUUGGCACCAAAAUGGGUGGUUUGUCAUGCGGAUUCGGCAUUGAGACACUUUCUCAAGACUCGUGAUGCUAGGGCUUGCAUGCGAGACUUUCUGGGUCAUGCAAGAGCAGCAAUACAAACAUCUACACUCAUCCAGACCCAGACAUAGUUGCAAUCCAUACAGGACGAGACAGAACAAAAAUCUUCUUUCGCCGUCCCCGACUGGUAUCUGCAACUUCGUUACCAAGACGCCUCCGUUUCCGAGCUUUACCGCGCUUUCGACGCGUAUGGAAGCGUCAGGAUUGAAAUCGUCAAAGUUGAAAUAACUUGUAAUGCAUAAUAAAAUCAAUGCCAAUUCAUUGGAUCCACAGUUUCUAGUCGGUGCAUGACAAAGUUUGUCCGUGCCGGAAGCCAGUUUGUCAUGCUGUUCAGGGAAAAGGGGCUCCCCUCUGUGAUGCUAAUCAGCAGCUCAAUUCUCGACCCUUGCCAGCACUACAAUCUGCCUCCCUUGCGUCCUCUGCAAUAGAGGCAAUCUUUGCGUUGCAUUUUUUCCUGCAUGGCAAACUAUUUCAACUCUGACGAUUUCAAUUCUUACGCUUCCAUAACGCGAUUCUCCGUGCGCGGAAGAACAUCGAAGACCAGAUCUACGCGAAGGUGUUGAAGCAGGCGGAGAUCCCGUAUGCAAUGCAAAAGUAUCGCACAACUCGUAGAAAUUGCAGUCAUGUAUGACAAAUCUGGUUUCCUACCCGAAUCUGCAUGACAAAUCUCAGUCUUCUUCUUGAGAAAAUUUGUCAUGCGAUCUAUACUUACGCUGUAUACGUAGUUCGAUGCUUUUGCAAUGCAUAUCCCGCUGGGGCAGGCGAUUGAUAUUGGGCGGAACGUGGUCGCGCCGGUGCAGAUGUUCUACCACAAUUUGGAAGACCCGAGGUGUCCAAAAAACGCGUUUGCCGUCAAGGUCUUCAACGGAUAUGGGAAUUAGUAUGCUGAGAAGCUGUAUAGACGUGGUCGUGGUCGUCCGCACCCCCCCCCCCCCCCCAGACUUGCAAUGCGGACUUGCAUGCUCCAGCACUGGAUGUCUUUCAUGCGCAGCUCAAUCGGCUCCGGUGUCUCUUGGUGUAUUGAAAUUUGUUUAUGCUAUCCGAGGCAGGAACAGGAUGAUGUUGAUGGGGAGUCGAUAUUAUGUGUAUGUCACUCCGCUGCAGUGGGCUAACCAAGAUGGCCAUUUUGGUGCGACUCCAGACUUGAUGUCACGCGCAACAGCCCUGUCUUGUUCCGUUGUUGUUGUGUUGCAGCUAUUAGCAUCAAGUUCUUCAUUUUCCACCUAUCGUGACUGAUAUGAGGCCGGGGGGAGGACUGGGCCACAGCUUCGUUUUUUACGAACCGAUAACUACGCCGGGAUAGCUAACUCUAAGGGCGAAACGCUGGAAAAAGACAACUUCUUCUACAUGUGCUUACAUCAGAGAUUUGAAGUUCCGGAGCAGCAGUUGAAGACUUCGGGAUUCACCCAGGACUGCAAGCACCUACCAGAACUCGUUCUUGCGCAACAUGGUGGAAGAACAUCCCAAGAAAAUGAAGAACACAACCACGACCGGGAGCGUCAAUCGCCGAAAAUGUUUCUCGACGUUGGUGCGAACGUUGGCUACUGUACGUUGCUUAUGGCGUCGCUGGGGUACCUUGUGUUGUCCUUUGAGCCUUUACUCGAGUCCUUCGAGCUGAUUAAGGCGUCUGUGGCGUUAAAUCCGAAAAUGGACAACAGGGUAUUGCUCUUUAAUGUCGCACUGGGGAAGAGCAGUGGGAACUUCGUCACCAUGGACACCGGCCGGAUCGGAAACCGCGGGAACACUAGAGUGGUAAGCAGCACUGGUUUGAUGUCAUCGGGAUCAGCAAUAGAAAGAACGACCGUCAUGCGCGGCGACGCAUCACAAAGAGAAAAAACCCCACCUCCUUUCAACGUGAACCUCUUGUCGACCGGGGUGGAGCCGAAAACGGGCUCUGUGGUUUUCUUUUCCGAAUCUUCUGAUAGAAGUACCGUCGGCGGUGGUGCUUCGAGUUCGACAAGUAAUGAUCCUGCAGGCCAGCCCCAAGAAGUUGUCCAGCCAGUGCCAGACACAAGCAAUUUUCAACCUCUGAGUUACGACAAAAGCCGAUUCGUGCCUCAGUUCGCCCUCGCAGAUUUACUGGAAAUGGCGGAGCAAGUGACAAAAUCGAUUCCCAUUGGGUUGAUUAAGAUCGACGCAGAGGGAAGCGAGUUCGAUGUGCUGCAAGGGAUGAUGUCAUCUUCUACUACAAUUUCUACUUCCGAUGAAAGAACGGCCGCGCAGACAUCAAUACCCAAAAACGUUCUCUGCACGGGCAAAAUUCCCAAGAUCAAACUCGAGCUGUGUCCGCACCUGCUGGAGAAAAAACUUCCGGACAAACCCCAGAUCUGGCAGAUUUUAACCUUUUUGCACCGGCACGGGUAUUAUCAAGUGUAAAAAUGUCUGGGUCUGGAAGAAUCCAACUUGUCAUGGUGAUUUUGGAUUCUAAAAAAAUCUGUAUUGCGUGAGCAGCAAAGACGAGAGCCCAAGUUUUGCUACACGGAAAGAGCAUUUGUCAUGCGGUAUACGCAUCAGGAAGCCCUCACAAAAUCUGUGAUGCUAGGGCAUGCAUCACAGACAUCAGGAGUCAUGCAAAAUGUGCAUGACAAACCUGGCAAUCUUCCAGACCCAGACAUUUUUACAUUUGAUAGGUAUCUGCUGAUUGAGGAAGAUAUGGGUGUGAUGUCAGGAUCGAAAUCGACAAAAUCGAAAAAUUUGUGAUGCGUAAAAUGUAGGGCACUGGCGGCCUGUAUUGGGGAGCAGGCAAAUGAGACCGAUUGUAAGCCUGUUUAGGGGUAUGCAAUGUGCUGCCAGAGUAGCAUGACAGGAGCAGUCCUCUUUGCCCAAACAGCAUGGCAAACUGGAUUUUGGUGCUCCCGAAAUUUGUCAUGCGCCACUUGAAAGCUGAGGCAUCAACUGGUAUCGAUUUUGUGCAUCGCAAAUUUUUCGAUUUUGUCAAUUUCGAUUCUGACACUUCCAUAGAAGAGGAAAGCACCGUGAUCAUGAAGCACGAGUUUUUCACGUAUUACGAGAGGUUCAACCACAAAAAGCAGCGCGAUGUGUUGGCGAUUUGGCAGGGUGCGGUGGAGAACGAUGAUCGCGUGGUGGAAAGGAUCGCCGUGGAGUACGAUGGAAAUAAUAACGCAGCAUCCUCACUUGGUGGCGGAAGGGGAGUAUGAAUUGCAAAAGUAUCGUACUCGUAAAAAUGCAUUACAAAUUUCCAUUUCCUCAGCAUGAGAAAGAAAAUUUGUAAUGCUGAUUUACCUUAAGAAAAAGACUUAUGAUGCAUGAUUGCAACACGAGUGCGAUACUUCUGAACAGGACAGGGGGCAGUCGGAGUCGCAUUCGAGAAGAACUUCUGCACAAAUUUGGCAGAGCAGGUAUGCAAGAAAAAAAGUUAAAAACUGUGUAAGUGUAACUUUGUCUUGCAGAUGUUGCAAUACAGUUACACUUGUCAUGCCGGAUAUGCAUCAGAGGUUAUUUUAAUACGUGUUUUCGCGUAGUAGCUACGCAUGACAAGUUUUCUGUCAUGUAAAACAAAUCUGUGAUGCUGUUCCUGCAAAAAAGUUUCACUUAAACAGUUUUUUUCUUGGAUAGCAGGAGGUUCUUGCGGAUGUUGCCCUUUCGACAUCGACAAAAAUUUCUGAUGCGACGACACAAGAACCUGAAGAAGCUUUAGUACAUGAUAGCAUGAUGUCGAAGAUGUCCACAUCUUCCUCUUGGCCACACUUUCUGCUCAACGGCCAACCCACCCCGGCUGCUUUGGUGAUCCGACAGCCACCGACGUUUAAUGUUGCUGAAAGAAACAGCGAUGAAAUCCUUGGUUUGGAAACACAAACAACGCAAGGAGAGGGAACAACAAAUCACGACGUGGUCGAGUUUGACAUUGACAAUGGGACCUCUGUAUCAAAAGCAAAAAUGUCUGGGUCUGGAAGAAUGCAAGUUUGUCAGGCUUGUCUGGCAUGACUCGAGAAUCUGCGUUGUAUAGGCACGACAAAGUCCUCUUGCCUGUCAUGCAAAAACGCAGUUCGCCAUGCGGAACACGUAAGACAUGGCAACCAAAUUAUUUUAGUUCAUGCAUCGCGAUAGCUGCGUAUUGCAGUGCGUGUGCGUCUAUCAUUCACUUUUAGCAUUACAAGUUUCCGGACCCAGACAUAUUUGCAAUCCAUACUCCGAUGAGGACCGAUUAGAACAUUUUGAAGCGGUUUUGACGGUUGAGAAGUUUUCUUCCAGUCCGGAGUUCACGUUUUCCGAUGCUGUGUAUAACAGUGCACAACUCCCCCUCCCCCUCAUUUGUGUAGCAUGAACGGCAAUACAAGCAUCAGCAAGAGUGCCGGUUUUGCAUGACAGAUUUUCACUUGAGUCUAGUGCUAUUUGGGCGACCAGAACUUGUCAUGCAAACAGUGCCAAGAGGCAAAGGGUGGAUUGGGUAUUUUGCAUUACAAAUGAGGGGGAGGGGGAGUUGUGCACUCUCAUACUGUGGUCGAGGAAGUCGCGUGGGGGAAGCCGACUGCAUCAGCAGCAGCUCAUGCAGUGGAAGGAAGUGCUGAUGCUCCACCCAGGAAUUCCUCUGGAUCGAGUUCUUUCGUAGAGAGACUCAAGCAACGGAUCGUCGAGUACCAAAAUAUCAAUGCGGCAAGAAGAAGUAGCUCAAAAACAAGCUCUAGCUCUUCUACUACUGAAGACGGAAUAAACAUGGGUCUCUACCACCGCAACGCUGAGGUGAAUUUAGUGCAGGUGGUCACCGACGGCAAAACCGGCGCGCGGACGAUGCUGCAGAAGGAUUAUAUGGGAAGUAGAACGAGUGAAAAAGCAAAGUAUAAUCCAGGAGAGGAAAAAAAUCAAGCCAUCUCACAAGGAGCUGGAGGAACCGAAAAAAACCACGACCACGGCGGUCCAGCAGUGGUCGUUCAGGCUCAAAACCACCUAACCCCGCAGCAAAAGACGCAGAUGAACUCGGAACUGGUGAAAUCCACACUCACGGACGCGAAGCCGGCCCGGACCUGCUCCAUCGUGUUGUCGAAAAGAGAAGUUUUUUCCGAAUAUAUCGAGAGGAAAAAUUCCCCCUCCCCAUAUCAAAAGGAAGUUUCUCAUGCUGGAUUUAUUGCGUACACAAAUAAAUCAGGUCUGUCUUGCAGUAUGGGACUGCAGGCCCAUACCAAGCCUACCUAGAGGGGUUUUCUCGUAGGCGCAUAGCACGGCAAAUGUGUACUCUGUAGGCUCCAUAGCAUCACAAACCGUCUGUAUAAUGCGGCGGGGUCUCUGGAUUGGCCUUCUUGCAAUACAGAGACGAUUUGUGGCCACAGAUCAGCAUCGCAAAUUUUCAGAAGUAGGUCGCUUCGGUAUGGGGAGGGGGGAUUUUUCCUCACGAUAGAAAACAGUGGGAAGAACGCGGUGUACAGCAAUAUCGAGGGGUUCACGGUUUGGCUCUGUGAGGACAAAGUGCACAUAGAUCAUGCUGGUGAUGUGCCUCUUCGUGGUCCCGCUAGCACUAACAGCCACUACCGAUCUAGAAUCACGACUGAAAUCGUUCUCUUACUUCGAGUUGUGGACAAACAGAAGCAGGCCAACACGAUAGAGUGCCUAGCAACCGUAAAAAUGUCUGGGUCUGGAAGAUUAGAACUUGUCAUGCUAAAUCUAAAUGAUGCAAAAAUCUGUGUUGCGUGAGUGCCAAAAGCUGUCCACUUUUGACCAAGUUGAGGGGGGGUUUCUCAUGCAGGAAAGGCAUGAUAGAGACCUCAAAGAAUCUGUCAUGCUGGGUCUCGCAUUCCAGACCUCAUGGGCCAUGAAAAACCUGCGUCACAAAUCUUGCAUUCUUCCAGACCCAGACAUUUUUACAUUUGAUAGUGCCUUGUCGAGGUCGACCCAGGUGGAGGACCAGCUGCACAAGGUCAAGGGAACAUGAAAACGCGUGAACAAGAUGAACAAGUAGUCAAGCAAAUAUUUUUACCACUGCGGUUUGGCGUCGUAAAUGUUCAGCCGGCCGCGGCUGUGGCUGCUGCUGGUGCAGCAACUGGCAGAGAAGAUGUUGGUGGUCCGUUUCAAGCAGGCCAAACCACAUCGUGGCUGUAUCUGAAUGAGUGUUUCAAGAAAGCGAAAACGGGUAGCGUUUCAGGGCAGGACGAGACCAUCGGGGCCACGACUACAUCUCCACAACAAGAAUCCGCUCCCAAAAGCAGCGACGCGAAGCUCAAACAAAUAGAACAGGUGGGACAACUAGUGCCAUCUUCGCGAAAGGUUUCCGGCAUCGGAGAUUUUUUUCAACCAAAAGUAUUAGCGGGCCGCAAUACAGAUACAACAGCCUCGUCCCCAGUAGCAGCGAGUGCGAGUAGUUCUCCUGCGGUUACCGUUUUGAGCCUCGGGGACAGAGGAGGUUUAGAGGUGCUAUCUGGACGAGCCCCCGAUACUACCAUACCAGACGUCGAGGCGUCCACACAGCCACUUGAGACGCAAAGGCAAGCAGCUACUGUUUGGACGCCGAAUGGCAUCAACGCAUCAGUGAAUGUGAAAAAUCAAGAGCCAAGCCCAAGAGCAACUACACUUACACCUGACGGCGCUACCGCUUCUGCUUCAACAGAGAUACACGAGACCCUCGAGAAAUCGCCUAUUUUCCAAUUUCCGAAGGUCCGCACCUCAGCUCUACGCUUUGGCGCCAUUGCGGACGGGAGUCUGCGCGGAUUUUCCAGACAUAAGAUAAACAUUGCGAACAUGCACGUGACCAUGGGAAGACUAAGUAGAAGAACAAACGACCGCGUUGCGUCGAGAUAGUAGACGAAGUGUGUUCCUGCUGGUUCCCCUCCGCCGAAGGGCAGGAAAAAAAAAAAGUGUUCUUCACGAAGGAGAAGUUAGUUCGGUGAAGAGUUCAACAGGAGAACAACUGCGAAGAUCAUCAUGAGGCUACGCGAUGAAGCGGGCAGCACUCUACUUGUUUGUGUAAUUUGCUGAUGCAGCUCCUGUGAUGCGAACAGCGACAAACUACGUCGACGCACAGAUGAACGCAGCGGCAGCGGCCUUCAAAAUCGAUUCUGCAAGAGUAGUAGUUGGCAUAGGCGGGCCUGUCUGUUUCAACAAACCUCGGCUCGAUCAAAUUACAACAGAGUUUUUGUUGCCCCCUAAAGUUAGUACACGCACUCGUCCUCGUACAAGUGAGUGGAAACCCACUAAGGCUCGGGUAGAAGUUUCCGGC
Messenger RNA from Amoebophrya sp. A120, 7953 nucleotides. The record is from the annotation of a GenBank genome assembly. Lineage: Eukaryota; Dinophyceae; Syndiniales; Amoebophryaceae.